AUGGUCACAACAGUCUUCGCAGACUCAUCGCGUUUUGUACCGCAAGGACUCGACCCCGCUACAAACAAGGAGCUGUCGGAAAUAUGGACUCGUGUUCAGAGUCGAGUGUUGGCGCUAGCCGAUGGGGACCAGCGCAAGAUCAGGCCGCUCGGUGUGAACGAUGUGCUGUCGCAGCUUGACGCGGCGCAGAAGAAAGACAACGUGUCUUCUUGGAAGCUCCAGGCCAUUAAAGACUCAUUCAACAAAACUUUACUGUUCAUCCAGACGGUGGGCACAUGGCAGGGUUAUCAAGGCAUUUUCGAAGAAAUAGCCGGGCUGCUGGAGAAAUGUACCGAAUAUCUAGGCCGCUUAGAGUACCACGUCCACGGCGGUAUGGACACGAAAUUGAGUAAAGUCGCGUGUCAGCACUUGCUCCUCUUCGUGGAAAUUUGCGAUCGAACUGUUAAACUCCGCUCAAAGAGAAGAAAGCUGCUUGCGGGGGCCAAAAUAUUGUUCCUGCAGGAUAAUGGGGUCAAUGAUUUGCUAACCAGAAUGGAGAGUCUCGUAGAUAAAGAGAAUCGCCUGGUGGUUGCGCAGACAUUUGCGCUUGCCUCAGACGCUGCAACCAACUCAAAGGCGAAUCUCUCUCUCAUGCAAGGCCUUGUGGAUUCGUUUGCAGACGACAGAGCUGAGCAGAAGAAGGAAAAGGAUAAACAAUACAGGGAGCAGGUCGUCCUGAAGGCACUGGCGUUUGAUGAGACCAAGAUGAAUCAAGAAAGCGGGGCGCCAGAAGCUUUCUGGCAGACGAUCUAUCGCAACUAUCUUAGGCAACGUGUAAGGGGCACCGGUGAAUGGAUUUUUAACGAACACAAAUAUGUUGCAUGGGAGAAAGGACAGUCCGGUCGACCUAUCCUGGCUAUUGCGGGUGGUGAAGGAACUGGAAAGAGUUUCCUCACGUCCACUAUCAUCAAGCGUCUCAAUCAGAGGAAGACUACAGAGAGCUCCGACCGUAGGAUCUCAACCGGCUAUUAUUUUCUGGAAGGCAAUUCUCGGGAUGAGCUAAAAGAUGUCACCAACCUCGAGACGGUCGCAAAGUCACUCGUUUGGCAGUUCAGUCAGUCUGAGAGGAUCUAUCUCAAGUCCGUCGCCCAAAUCUGUGAACGCUAUGGAGAGAUCGACCCGGCAGACAUUUCAAAGCACCUGAUCUUCGGUAAUAGGGAUCUGGCCAACAUGGACAUCACAUUUUAUAUUGUCAUUGAUGGGCUAGGUGACACAGUUGGAGAGGGCAUGGCCAGGUUUUUACAGAGAGCUUCCAUACCCAUGCCCGGUCGCGACAUCCGCGUUCUUGUAACCGGUGACCCCAGAUGCUUUGAACAGUUAAGCCAAACUGGGAAUGUUUCCUUUGAUUACAUAUCUAUCAGUACUGAAAAUCGAUCGGAUGUUGAGAAGUUUAUAGAGAACCGGAUGGAUAAGAUGCCAGCAUUGACCGAUCGCGCCCGCUUGGGAAUAUCGGAGCUGAGAGACAAUAUUCGAGACAGACUGUGUGCACAAACUAAGGGCGACUACUUCAAGAUAGAUAGGACCCUCGACCAUAUCAGCUCCCUGGAAUAUAAAACAGACAUCAAACAGGCUCUGGACGAUGCAGGCAAGGAACGCUCACAGCAGAUAACUGAGGAAAUCGAAAGAAUGAACGAAAGCCGCUCAGAAAAAGAACUGUUGGAAAUCAAUGAAAUUGUACGCUGGAUCGUUUACGGCAAGGAUCUCCUCACGCCAAAGCAGAUGUCUGCAGCUCUAUAUGUACGAAGUGGAGAGCCGUCAUUGCUGCCUCUUGAGCAAAAGUUCAAGAUCAAAUACUCGCUUUUCGAAGUGGACAGGAAUGGCAAGGUUGAUUUCCGAUCGUCUGAGAUCGAGCGUUACAUUCCGCUGAGAAAAACCACCCAUGAGUUAGAGGAUUCGUAUGGUAAAGAAGCGGCACAAGCCGCAGAAGUUGCCAUGGUCAAGCACUACCUUCUCACGGUGUGUCCUUCGGAGGUUUAUACUAAGUUGAAGUUUGAAGCCUACCUCGCGCAACUGUUAAAGCCCAAGGGUAGCCGUAUCAACAAGGAUGAUCCGCAUACGGACGUCUUGACAGAAGAGACUGAUCGAAAACGAACGCGACUCCUUACUUAUGCACGGAAAUACCUCAUAGAUCAUUUGUCAACUGUUGAUCUAGCUCUGGCAGAUAUUGGUUGCAAGAGUGCAGUGGGUAUACGCUUGGCGAAACUGUUUACCGAGGGCAGUUCAAUCGAUAUCUUACUACAUUGUGCUAAGUCUGUUGAUGAUCCUACUCUUCGAUUCAAGAUUCGACGUUAUUGGCUUUACAGUAAUGACAGUGUUAAUACCAUCCUCAGAUGGUUUGGGGAUUCUGCUGUUACCUCCGAGAUUUCCGACACGGCGACACGGGCUUGGGUCGCGAAUGUCGCGUCUGAGGCAGAGCCGGAUGAGGAUCUAAUGAGACCUGCUGCAAAGAGAAUGGCGGCGCAUUUUCUGCAGGAGGCGCAUUCGGAAUCAUUUACAAAGGACGCGUUUCUCUUCAUUGCUGCCUUCGUAAAUAAGAUUGAGCGUCGCAAGGGUGUUGUAAACCACGAAGUGAAUGACCCUAGCUAUGUUUAUUCGGUUGAAGAAAUAGAGAAUGUUGAAAAUUGGUGUCAAACGGCGCUGGAUGUCAAGAAAAAGAAUUCUUUGUGGCACGUUCAAAUGGGCAACCUGUUGGAGGUGCUUGGGCUCCCCAGGCUCGCUGAGGCUAGAGCUCGACAAGCCUUGAUGCUUGAUCCGCAAGACUGGCGAGCUUCAUAUUUGCUAGCAAAAUUAGUCGGGACUAAGGAGGGAAUCGAGAUUCUAGCUGCGCCUAUUGGGGAACGUCUUGCAUCCGACACCCAGUGGCAACGAGAUCCUGUCCAGCGUAUCGGGUUUGCCAAGCUCCUAUACAUGUUUGGGCUACUUUACUGGGAAGACAGAUGUGCGAGCAAAGCCAUUGCAUACUGCAAAAUGGCAAUGGAACUUGACCCUACGAACUAUGAGCGGGUGACAAUGGUACUGAGUUCUCUCGCUACCGAGGGCCGGUGGGAAGACAUCAUAGUAUCUCUGAAAGCAGUCAAAAAUUCAGCACACGUCUCACAGGGACUACCAGAGAUGAUUUUCCUACAAGCAGCGCUACGGACAAAGCACUUCGAUCUCCUUGAGGAGACAUACGAGCUUGCAAUCAAUCUCCUUCUAGAGCGCCAGGACCGUGCCAUAUUAUGUCAUACCCGAUAUUAUUAUGCCACAGCAAUAUACUCACCACGAGAUCGAGAAUCUAAGGCAAUUGCUGAGUGGGAGAAGGUGUUGGUCGAAGUUCCCCAAUCCCAUUUGUAUACUAUUCUGCCGUUAUUGGUUAGCAAACUCGGCCCCCUCUAUCUCCGUAAGGCACGGACGUCGGGGGACGACAUAAAUGCUGCUUCUUCAUACCUCCAGAAGCUUGAGACCUUAAUUCCUGACGGAGCGCCUGGGGCCGACGCACUCCUCCCGCCGAAGCUUUAUCUUGCGCGGUACUACCAGACACAGGGAGACGUGCUGCGAGCUAAACAAAUCACUCGAGAGAUCGUGAAGCAGGCUCUUGAAAUACUGUCGGACGAUGAUGAAGACAAUGACAAAUACGCCUAUUUUAAUCUGUUGACUGUGUUUCUACCCUUAGAGGAUAACAGGAAUAUGCUAGCAAGCUUAGCCAUGAUGUCACUCAACACUUCCGACACAGAAAUCCUCCACUGUGAUGGAGACUGCGGGAAUUCCUGGUCAUAUUUGGGAGAAAUGCUCUGGUGUAAGGAUUGCAUUGACUUCCAGAUUGACAAGGAAUGCCACCGGAAGCUUUGCGAUGGCAUCCUUCCGUUCACGGUUUGUGAUAGGAGCCAUGACUUUCUCCACAUUCCUGGAAGGGAGUCGAUCGUCCAGGAGAUUCCAGUGGGCUGCGUGCCUUUCGGAGAAGCGGCUAUCCCUUUGGACGAAUGGAUGGAGCUCAUUAGAAGGAAUUAUGUUUACAUUGAGCACUGA
Aspergillus caelatus is the source of this 4044-nucleotide messenger RNA. RefSeq lists its product as uncharacterized. The transcript has 5 exons. Gene Ontology annotation, molecular function: protein binding. Lineage: Eukaryota; Fungi; Ascomycota; Eurotiomycetes; Eurotiales; Aspergillaceae. The record is from RefSeq and is a predicted model, not a curated record. Bases 1 to 4044 code for a protein of 1347 amino acids.